Ipomoea triloba (trilobed morning glory) is the source of this 1350-nucleotide messenger RNA. Its product is annotated as NAC domain-containing protein 21/22-like. Gene Ontology annotation, molecular function: DNA binding. The coding region runs from base 273 to 1148 and encodes 291 amino acids. The record is from RefSeq and is a predicted model, not a curated record. The transcript has 3 exons. Gene Ontology annotation, biological process: regulation of DNA-templated transcription. Lineage: Eukaryota; Viridiplantae; Streptophyta; Magnoliopsida; Solanales; Convolvulaceae.
ACUCCUCUCCCUGCAUUGUAUAUAUAAUAAUAUGUAUAUAUAUAGUAUGAUAUAAUCUCCAUAAAAGAUCUGAAUUGAAAGCUUCCUUUGGACUACCAACUUUCUUCCUCGCUCCCAUCCCCCCCUUAACAGAAAAUAUUCCUUCUUUAGUACUUAAUUGUUUAUAUCUUGUCCUUCCAGAAUCUAUCUUCAAGCUUUCUUCAUUCCCAGAACCAAAUAAAAAAGAAAAGAAAGAAAAAACAUUAAAAAGCCCAGUUCGGAGAGUACGAGGAAUGGGUUUAAGAGACAUCGGAGCCACGUUGCCGCCGGGGUUUAGGUUUUAUCCCUCCGACGAGGAAUUGGUCUGCCAUUACCUGUACAAGAAAAUCGCUAAUGAAGAAGUUCUGAAGGGCACUUUGGUGGAAAUCGACCUUCAUACUUGUGAGCCAUGGCAGCUCCCUGAGGUGGCGAAGCUGAACUCGAGCGAGUGGUAUUUCUUCAGUUUCCGGGACCGGAAAUACGCGACGGGGUUCAGGACGAACAGGGCGACGACGUCGGGGUACUGGAAAGCGACGGGGAAAGAUCGGACGGUGAUGGAUCCUCGGAGCCAGGCGAUCGUGGGGAUGAGGAAAACGCUGGUUUUCUACAGGAACAGAGCGCCUAACGGCGUUAAAACGGGGUGGAUCAUGCAUGAAUUUCGUCUCGAAAACCCUCAUAUCCCUCCCAAGGAAGAUUGGGUUCUAUGUAGAGUGUUUCACAAGUCCAAGGGCGAAACCAGCGAGAACAACAACCUUAACACCUGCAUGUACGACAAUAGCAUCGUCAUACCGGCUGCCACAUCCCCGCCUAGUCUCGCCGCGUCUCCUCCUAACAUGGACGCCGCUUCCUUUCCCUAUCGUCCCAUCGCGGCGGCGGCCUGUCAGAACCAAAGCGCCACCACUCCUGCGGCGGCGAAUUUCUUCAACGUGUCCUUAUCCGUGCCGGAGCACCACCACAACGGCUUUCUCCGGUCGUCGCACGAAAUGCCGCAUUCCAAUAAGUGCGAGACCGACCAGUACGGCUUCCUGUUCGACAUGAACUUCGAAGAACCGAAUUUCCACGACGGCGGCGUCCAUUCCAGCCUCGACGACAUGCGAUUCGACGACGAAAACGGCAUCGUUUUCAUUUGAUCUUAUCAAUACAGCUUAUACAUACAGACGAGCAUAUAUGGAUUUGUGUUUAUAUUGAUAUAUGGUAUAUGUGUAUAUGUAGAUGGACUUCAUUUCUUGAAUGGUAUAUGCAUGUUGUAAUGUUUGGCUGUGAGAUAAGGAUGUUGUUUGAUUGGAUAUUAUGAUUCUUAAUUUACUAGCUAGGGCUAGCUAGGUUUAUUCA